Cavia porcellus (domestic guinea pig) is the source of this 12348-nucleotide messenger RNA. RefSeq names its product zinc finger protein 14-like. Gene Ontology annotation, molecular function: RNA polymerase II cis-regulatory region sequence-specific DNA binding; DNA-binding transcription repressor activity, RNA polymerase II-specific. Gene Ontology annotation, biological process: regulation of transcription by RNA polymerase II. The transcript is spliced from 5 exons. NCBI's taxonomy places the organism in Eukaryota, Metazoa, Chordata, Mammalia, Rodentia, Caviidae. The coding region runs from base 2205 to 4514 and encodes 769 amino acids. Gene Ontology annotation, cellular component: nucleoplasm. The record is from RefSeq and is a predicted model, not a curated record.
CAUGGCGCCAAACAGUACCGCUGGGGCUCACUGCUGAGAGCCCGCACCUGAUGUCCUCCUGUUUCCUGUGACUUCUGCUGGCUGCACCUGCAUUAGAAGGAUCCUGGGAGACUAUCACGCACACAAUGGAUGUAACUUAAUGUACAUAAAAUAGAAGAGGAUACAAUUUAGAUUUCCAGGUACAUACCUAUUUCUCUGUAAGCAUAAAUAAAAAAGUGUCAUUACUAUUGGAUGUGUUUAACACUAGCUGCAUCAUUAAUCACUAUUCUAUUUACAUGUGGAACUGCAGAAGACUGCCUUUCUUUUCUGAGAUCCAUUUUGUUAUUCUCUCUACUAAUCACAAAAGAUGUAACAUACGUAUUUUCAGUAUAGUAUGCAAGGUAUCAUCUUGCACAGGAGGUGCUGAAUAUUUUCAGUCUUCUGGUAUACUUUGCAGUUGAAAUUUUUCAAACAGAACAAAGGAGUGACUUGUAAGUGAUACAAUAUUUUCUUUGUUUUCCUUUUGUGGAGUUAGUUCAAAAAGAGUCUCACUGUAAAACUUGACUUAUUGGGGCUGGGGGUAUAGCUCAGCAGGCACAGUUGCUACCUGGCAAACACAGGGGCCUGAGUCACAUUUCCGGUACCUCCUCCACAAAGAAAAAAGAGGGUUGAUUAUGGCUGGGGAUAUGACUCAGUGGCACAGUGCCUGUGUGACAAGCACAAGGUCAUGAGUUUCAUCUCAGUUAAAAAAAUACAAUAAACCUUUACUGGCCUUGAGGUUACCUUCUGGCUUGGGCUGGACUGUGAAAUCCUGGCCAUCAUGACACUCCUGGAAGUCUUCCUGCAUCAACCUCCCAAGUGCUAGGAUUACAGCCUUGUACCGGCACACCUGGCUGAAGUUUCCCUUUGUAAUUAAUGCCUAAUUACUUUGUGAUAUCUUCAUUUUUAAUGUGUUUAAUAUGUUCACAUCCUUCCCUUUAUUAAUCUCACAGAAACAGUGGUAGGAUUUCUUAUAAUCUGAAUACAACAUCAUACUAUGCCGCACUACCCCUAUUUUCUUUUUCAUUUUUUUCCCAUAGAAUUUCUACAGGAAUACUGCUUUUUUUAUUAGCAUGUUAAUAUUAUUUGUAGAAAUUCUUUUUCUUUUUUAUCAAUAGGUUUUAGGUAUACAUAGUAAUGACAUUUAUCUUGGGAAUUCAUAAUUAGACAUAUUGUAUCUUGCUUCUUUUUCACCAACUCUCCUCCCUUACUAUUAAACACUUUUCCCCUCUUUAUUUUUAAAACUGUCGUCUUUUUUUGCUUCUAUUUUUGUCUUGUACCUUCUUUCCUUCCCCUACCUGUCCAUUUCCCCGCCCCCCAUUUAUUGAAACAUUUUCUUUGCAGAUUUCUCAAAAAACAAACCUAGAGAAUGCAUUUGAUCCAGCAAUUGUUUUUCUUGUUCUUGCCCCCCAAAAUUAAAAACUUCAUAUGACAAUGAUAUUUAUACACUCAUAUUUAUACAGGCACAGUAUGUAAUAGGUAUAUCUUGAAAAUAGCCCACAUCUCCUUUGACUUGUGAAUGGAUAAUGAAGAUCUGGUGUUUUUAUACAAUGGAUAGUACUUUGCUGUAAAGAUGGACAAGCUUGAGACAUUUCUAUCUAAUGUGGGUGGACUUUGAGGUCACACUGUCAAGUGAAACAAAUUGGGCUCACAUGUAAAUAUCAUGAUUUCUCAAGUGAAAAAUGAGAUGUGUAAAUACAGGCAAAAAUGCGAAGUGUAAAUAUGGGCAAAAAUGCAUAUAUGUUAAUGUUUAUUAAGGUUUUUUUCUGAAAAAUGAUUCAGAUUUCAAAAUGCUGCCUCUGAACAAUACUAGGAUGAAUGAUUUAAUUCUACGAGUAAUCAGAUUUGAAAAGUGGUAUAAUCUAUGGUCUGUUGCAAUUCUUCAUUAGAUAUUUGUCUAGCCUCUUUUUGCGAAUGGUGAUUUGUAGGCUGCUCCUUGAACUCUGCUUUGGCAGCAACACACAGACAUGUUUCCUGUGAGCCUGCCAGGAAACCAGGGCUUCUGUUGUGCCAUCUUCAGAAUUGUGUGUGAAACUAUUCACCUGGGUUUGGUGACAAAGACAUGGAGUUUAUAUUUGAAGGAGCAAUCUCAGUUCAGCUUUUAUAAGAGGAGUGCAGGCUGUCAGGCUAUGAGUGUGAAUCUUUUUUCAGGAAAUACACAUGUGAUUCUUUAGGAGGCAGUGAGCAUGGAGGAUGUAACUGUGAACUUCACGAAGGAGGAGUGGGCUCUGCUCAAUCCAUCCCAGAAGAAGCUCUACAGAGAUGUGAUGUGGGAAACAUUUAGGAAUAUAAACAUUAUAGGAGGGACUUGGAAUAACCAACAAAUUGAAGAAGAAUACAAAAAUUGCCCAAGAACUCUAAGAAAUGAAGAGGUAGCAAAAUACUAUCAAUAUAAAACAUUUAGUCAACAUAAAAACACAUUUCUUCACGCAUCAGAAGCUAAUGUGAACAUGAAAAAAGCUGCUUUAAAGCCAGCCAGAGAUCUUGUUUGGAGAGACUCCCUGAUUGGGCAUUUAUCAUUAAAAGUACUAAUCUUACCUCAUACUGGAGAGAAGCCACAUGAGUAUUUGGGAUUUGAUGACAAGCUGAAUAAAUGUAAUGAACACAGAAAAUCCUGCAGUGAUCUCCAGCCAUUUGAGAAGCAUGCAAGGACAAAGGAUGGAGAGAAAACCUAUCAUUAUGAGCAAUGCAUGAAAUGCUACUCUGAACUUAGUGAAAGAACUCAGCCUAGAAAGAAGACCAAGAUAGGUCAUAAAAGUGUGAAAGCCUCCACCACCCACAGUGGUUUUCAAAUUCAAGAAAGUAUUCACACUGGAAAGAAACUAUAUAUAUGCAAGCAAUACAGAAAAAACUUCAGUACUCAAAGUUCUAAAUCACUUGAAAGGAAUCACAAGGAGGAGAAACUCUAUGUGUGUAAGCAGUGUGGAAAAACAUUCCACACGCAAAGUUGUUGCCAAAGACAUGAAAGAAUUCACAAUGGGGUGAAACCCUAUAUAUAUAAGCAAUGUGGGAAAUCAUUCAGCAGAUACACCCAGUGUCGAAGCCAUGAAAGUACUCAUACUGCUGAGAAACCUUAUAUGUGUAAAACGUGUGGUAAAGCUUUCACCAGACACAGUUAUUGUCAAAUACAUGAAAGAAAUCACAGUGCAAAGAAACCUUAUGUGUGCAAGCAUUGUGGGAAAGCAUUUACUACAAAGACUUAUUCGAAUAUACAUGAAAAGUUUCAUACAGGGGAGAAAAAUUAUAUAUGCAAGCACUGUGGGAUGGCAUUCAUUACACGCCAAUCUUGUCAAAUUCAUGAAAGAACUCACACUGGGGAGAAACCUUAUAUGUGCAAGCAAUGUGGAAAGACAUUUACUACACACCAGUCUUGUCAAAUACAUGAAAGUACACACACUGGUAAGAAACCUUAUGUAUGCAAACAGUGUGGAAAGGCAUUCACUACACAGCAGUCUUGUCAAGUACAUGAGAGAACUCACAGUGGGGUAAAACCUUACAUGUGCAAGCAAUGUGGAAAAACAUUUACUACAAAGACUUAUACCAAAAUACAUGAAAAAAUUCACACUGGGCAGAAACCCUAUAUGUGCAAGCACUGUGGAAAGGCAUUCACAACACAUCAGUCUUGUCAAAUACAUGAAAGAACUCACACUGGAGAGAAACCUUAUGUGUGCAAGCAAUGUGGGAAGGCAUUCAAUACACACCAAUCUUGUCAAGUGCAUGGCAGUACACACACCGGGAUGAAACCUUAUGUGUGCAAGCAAUGUGGGAAGGCAUUUGCUACCAAACAAUCUUGUCAAAUACAUGAAAGAACUCACACUGGGGAGAAAUGUUACAUGUGCAAGCAGUGUGGGAAGACAUUCACCACACACCAGUCUUGUCAUAGACAUGAAAGAAUUCAUACUGGGAAGAAACCUUACAUGUGCAAGCAAUGUGGGAAAGCAUUCACUACACACAAAUCUUGUCAAGAACAUGAAUGUACACACACUGGGAAAAAACCUUAUGUGUGUAAACAAUGUGGAAAAGCAUUCAUUCAAAAGAGUAAUUACAAAAGACAUGAGAGAACUCACACUGGAGAGAAACCUUAUGUGUGCAAGCAGUGUGGGAAGGCAUUCAGUACACGCCAUUAUUGUCAAGUACAUGAAAGAAUUCACACUGGGGAGAAACCUUUUGUAUGCAAGCAAUGUGGGAAGGCAUUCACUACACACCAGUCUUGUCAAAUACAUGAAAGUACGCACACUGGGAAAAAGUAUUAUGUGUGCAAGCACUGUGGGAAGGCAUUCACUGAAAGGAGUAAUUAUAAAAGACACGAAAAAAUUCACAGUGGGGAGAAACCUUACAUGUGCAAGCAAUGUGGGAAGGCAUUCACUACACGCCAAUAUUGUCAAAUUCAUGAAAGAAUUCACUCUGGAGAGAAACCUUAUGUGUGCAUGCAUUGUGGAAAAGCAUUUACUACAAAAUAUUAUCAUAAACUACAUGAAAAAAGUCAUACAGGUUAGAAAACGUGUGUAGGUAACGUGGGAAGGCAUUCAUUAUAUACCAAUGUUCUCUAAAUCAUGAAACAAGUCACACUGCAGUGAAAUGCUAUGUGUGCAAAUAAUGUGGGAAGGCAUUCACUACAAAGAAUUCUUACACAGGAAAACCCAUAUGCAUAUGAGUCCUGUGAAUAAAGACUUGCUAGUUACUCAUUUUGUACACCUAGACCCCACACUGGAGAGGAACCCUAUAUGUAUGAACAAUGGGAAAACAUGCAGUGAAUACUUUUUUUAAAAAGUCAAUAACAUGAAAGAAGUCACACUGGAGAGUGACCCUUUAUAUGUAAACCAAUUUUGAGAAAUGGCAAAAAUUCCUCAUGUAGUGGAGUAUUGUACACAUAUGAAAAAUUUGAUGUCAAUAUUUCUUCAUGGGUUUUUCUGAAACUCCACUCCAGGAUAAAGGUUGAGGUCUCCUGGUAUGUACUUUUUCUGUGUUAAUAAAUCACUUGUAAGUAACUGAACUAUAUCUUUAGUCUUAUUAGAAACUAUUUAAGUAAUAUAUUUUUAUAUAAACCAUUAUCUUUGUGAACUUAAUAUAUAUCUUAUAACAUGAUGAAAUGUAUUUGUCACUUCCAAGUAGGGUUAGUGUUUAUGUAGUUUUAAUUUUGUUUUCUUACUAUAAUGAAGUGUAGGCUGCUAAAAAAUUAAAUUGUAAUAAUAACUUUUAAAAUUGGAAUUUCUACUAUAUUUGAUUGUAAUUUUCUUGGUGUAUACAACCCCUAUUGUGUAUACAAAGAGAUAAUUUUGAAUUCCAUGUUGUAUAUAUAAACAUGCACAUUUAGAGACAGGGGAGUAUGUAUUUUUUAAAGUCCCUUUGUUUAUAGACAAUUUGUAGACUAGCAAGUGUUUUAUGUGUUAUUUCCUAACUUGAUACCUGUGUACAUCUCAACAUAAAUAUAUUACAUAAAGCAAAUAAUUUCACCCAUUUUGCUUUCAUGUUGAAGUCAAUACUAUGAGUGACAUAAAAUCUGUUUUCCUACAAUCGACAGUUUACUUUUCAUGCUUGUUUUUUUGACCAUUAGUUUGGUGCUAAUUUAACAACAGUUUACACCAAAAAAUAAACCACAUUUCUGCAAGAUUCUGAUUGUCACACAUCUGAAGACCAUGCUUUCACUAAUAAAGUAUAUUAUGCUCUGUAAUACUGUUAUCAGAGUGCUUACUAGAGAUAUACACAAUGCAUAAGAGGUGUUCAAAUGAGAUAUACAAAAAUAUAUAAGCAUUUACAAGAUUGGAUUAUAAUCUGUCCACGCACUCAGGCAGGCGCUUAUGCUGCUGAGCUAAAUUCCCAGCCCUAACACAAACAGAUUUUUAAAGUACAUUAUGUUCAACAAGGUACAUGAAGUAUUUAGCACUUUAUUAUGAAUUUUACUUUGUGUUACAUUAUUGUUCCCAAAAACAGAUAAGCAUUUUUGUAGUGAGGUGAAAUAUCAGUGUUGUUUUAAAUUUGCAUCUCUCGAAUGACCAGAGAUAUUAUAACUUUUUAAAAAUCACUGUUCAUCUAUAUUAGCUGUUCAGAGUUAUACUUAAAAAUACCUGUGCAUAGUUUGAACACUUUGAGUGGAAUGAGUUAAGGUGUGGUUGAAGAGUUUUUGCUGUAGCUGUCACAUAGUGCAUAUCCAGAAAAUAUUUUUGCCUAGGAAGUUUAAGUGUGGGGAUUUGUGUAAGUACUGAUUUUUUAAAAUAAAAUAUCUAUUCUCUCAAGAGAUUGAUUGGCAGCCAUGCAUUGAAUUAGCAGUCAAGUAUUGGUUUCUUGUAUGAAUAGUGUAUUAUGAAUAAUACAUGAGAGUAUUUACAUAUAUAUAUAUUUAAAUAUUAUUCUGUUAGAGAAAAUAAUCCAGUAACUACUAUCUGAUAUUUGGACUGCAUGGAAUAGAAAUUCUUUUGUCUGGAAAUGACAGGUUUGGGGGUACAGGCCUAGAAUUUUGGAAUAGCCAGAGUUGUCAUUAUUCUUCCCACAGUUCCUUAAGUGUCAGGAUGUGUCAAGUAAGUUUCAUCUGUAUAUAAGUUUUUAUUAGAGGAAAGAGUUGUGUUUUUUUUAUUUCAUUUAAGGAGAAAAAAAAAAGAGAAAGGGUACAAGUUAUACAGAUUUACAGAAAAAAAUAAACAGUAGGAAAUCACUAGUUAAUGGAUUACAUAUUGUCAUCUUAGAAAUAAUUGUUCAAGUUACAAAAUUAAAGCUUAUAAAGUGGACAUUCCAACAGUGAGAUUGCAAACAGUUCUGUUCAAUGAUCCAACAAAAUUCAGUAAUAUCAUUAUCUGUCUUAUACACUUAAAUAUACAUGCAGUUAUAUCGUUUAGAGCACUUUCUUUUCCUCUCUUUUGUAUAAUGACAAUUACACAUUUUGGGUUUUGUUGCUCCCACAGUUCUUAUUACUUUUUUGGAAGAGAGUAGAACCAAAUGUGACAUAACAGAACAGAGUCAGUCAAAUCAAAAGGGUGGACAUAAUAGAUAAUGUAAAAGCAUAAUACAAGGUGAUCAACAAUGGUUACCAUAAUGCCUCCCGCUAUCUCUAAUAGAAUUGCCUAUAUCAUCAGUUAUAAUAAAAUUGAACAAAACAGUUCGUGAUUUGAUGGUUUGUGCAGAGAAGUCUGCUGUAAUUCUGAUGGGUGUUCCCUUGUAAGAGAUCUGUUUCUUGUCUCUGACGGCUUUUAAUAUUCUGUUCUUGUAUUGGAUUUCUGGAAUUUUAAUUAUUAUAUUCCUGGGUGUUGCUCUGUUGGGGUUGUAGGUGGCUGGGGUCCUGUAUGCUUCAUACAACUGAGUAUCUUUACCUUUUGCUAAAUUAGGAAAAUUCUCCUGGAUUAUUUCUGUGAGUAGCUUUUGUAGUUCAUUUGUUUGUGUCCCUACUUCUUCUUUUAUGUUCUUAAUUCUUAGGUUAUAGAUUCUCUUAUCAUCUUCUAGUCUUUGUAUUAUUGCUGUUUGUUUCUUUAUUUUUAAGAAGUUUUUCAUUUCAUCCUCCGAUAUUACAGUUCUGCCCUCCAGUUCAGAUAAUCUGUCCUUAGUUUCUUUCAAGCUGUUAUGCCAGUUUUCGAUAGAGUUUUUAGUUUCCUGGUAAUCUCUUUGAACCUGUUUCAUGUAUUCUAUGCUUUCUCUAUUUUCUCCAUCAAAUAAUUCUCCCCUCUUUUUCUGUUCUUCCAUUCCACCAUCUUUUUUUUGGUUGGUGCUUAGCAUUUCUCUAACUAUUCUGCUUAUGUCUAGCUUCAGGUCAUUAAUAACUUCAUUCCUGAACUUGUCCAUGAGGCUCUGGAGAUAGCGCUUUAUAUCUAUUGGUGCUGUGUCUGCUAUUGCCUCUUUCUCAGGAUUGGGGGCCAAGGACCCUUUCUUGUUGCUGCCUCUUCCCAUAUUCUUUGUUCCUUAUAUAUGCAAGCGUAUAUAGGAGGCCCAGCUUCAUUCCCUGUUGGCCACAGUCUGAUUGAAUUGCACCGGCUAGGUGUUCCCGCCCAUUGCUGCGCACCAGGAAUUUGCAGACCAGGCAGCCUAUGUGAGGCUUGCCCCUCUAGGUCAGUCUAACUUCAGGCGCUGGGACCUGGGUUGUGCUAGCCUACUGGGUCUCAGCCAGCAGCAUCACAUAGGCCAGGCACUGUUCACCAAUCCCACUUGAGAGAGGGAUAUGUGACUGAAGUCACUGCAGCGCCCUGUUCCCGCAAGUCUGCCCGGUCCCAGAAUGUCCUCUGUUGGAGUCUCCUAGACCAUGGAAGAGUCCCAGUUUCUCUCACUCACUGCAGGUCAAUGCACAGCUCCCCGCCCGUCCUGCUUUCAACUCCGUUCACCGAUUCCCUUUCUCAGAGCUUUCUUGCGUCUUUCUCCCUGCCGAGCCGAUGUAGACGCAGCAGUGGUGGUGGGAAACCCAAAUCACGGCUUCCAAUGGUGCGGGCUGCAGCUUCCACACUAUGGCUUUUCUGUUCCUGUUAUAGCACCAGGAUUGCAUUCCCAGUUGGUUUCUCUCAGCCCAGUUCAUUCUUGGGUCAGCAGGGCAUAUCUCCUCUUGCUUAUGAUUCCUUACUCCACACCAUUCCAGAAUUCUAAGCUGGGUCUUUCAGAGAGCCUCCGUAGCUGCUGCUAUCUGUCCACCAUGUUCUCCCGGAAGAAGAGUUGGUUUUUAAAAACAAUUUUCCAGUGUAACUAUAUCUAAGACAAGUGAGGGAAGUAUGUGUGCUCAAUAAUACAUGUCAGUAUUUGAGGUAUACACAUAAGCAAACUGAGAAAGAUAAAAGGCCAUUUUACCUUUUAAAUUUUGGAGGUACAAGUGAUUUACAUGAUCUUUGUAACAAACAGAUUUUCAAGAAUAAAGAAAAUUUGUGUGCUUUACAGAGUCUUCAGCUGAGUGAUAGCUUAUCUGUUCUGCUAUGAACCUUUUGAAUUAUAGUUUUAAAAAUGUAAAGUUUUGACCCAUUUUCCCCUUUUUCAUAUUAUACAUUUAAUUUUUAGUAAGUCACCAGCACAUUCUCUAGUUGCUUGUCUAUUGGGGUUAGUAGGGAUAUUCAUGAAAUAUUUAACAUGUCAGAGUUGGAAGAAAGUUUGUAAAAAAAUUGACAUUGCCCUCCAUUAGAAAGCUAGAGAAGCUACUAAAGAGAAUCUUAGCAUUUUCAUCAUGAAAACGAUCAUUAAUCAUGUUUAGGAUGUCCACAACAUAGGCUCAAUCAGGGACAAUAUUGAUAGUUUGAAGUAGGCAACUUUUUUUUUUUUAUCAGUUAUGGUUGUCUUAGAAGUAGAACUCCUAGAAUGUUAAGAGGUAAAAAUUAGAAAUUUCCAAAGAAACUGGAGACCAAGAACAACAUAGAAAAUUUUUAUAGUCAUCAUGAUGACAUCACUGUAUUAUAUGAGAUGAAAAUUUUACACCAAAAAUGUCAUCUUUCAGUAGAGUGUUACAGAAGAAUGCUUGUAUUCACAGAUGUAUUUUAUGUGGUAUAUGUUGGGCCAUUCAAUAAACAUACACAUGUAUUGUAAAGUGAUUAUAUAACAUACAUGUAGUAAUUUAAAUGUCUUUUUUGAGAUGACAGAGUUGAUAUUUGAGGGAACAAAUUCCACUGAGGUUUUACAGGAAGAGCUCAAGUUCUCAGGAUUUGAGUGUGAACCUUCUUUUUUUUUUUGUCUUUUUUGUUUUUAUCGGUACUGGGGAUCGAACUCAUGGCUGCCUGCUUGCAAGGCAGGCGCUUACGCUGCUGAGCUAAAUCCCCUGCUCCAGUGUGAACCUUCUUUAGGAAAUACGUAUGUCAUUCUUUAGGAGGCAGUGACCUGAAAGGAUGUAGCUGAAGUUCACCCACGAGGAGUAGGCUCUGCUCAACCCAUCCCAGAAGAAGCUACCGAGAUGUGAUGAGGGAAACACUGAUGAAUAUAAAUGCUGUAGAAAUGAAGAGGUCACAAAAUGUUAUCAAUAUAAAACUUGUAAUCAAAGUGAAAACACAAUCCUUUGGACUUCAGAUGCUAAAGUAUACAUGCAACAAGCUGCUUUAAAGCCAGCUGGAAAUCUUGUUUGUGGAGAGACCUUGAUUGGGAAUUUAUCAUUAAGUGUGUCCAUCUUACCUCACUCUGAAGAGAAACUACAGGAGAAUUUGGAAUUUGAUGACAAACUGAGUAAAUGUAAUGAACAUCAAAAAAUCUGUAGUGGUUUUGAUUCCUUUCAGAACCAUGACAAGACAAAGAAUCAAGAGAAACCCUAUCAAGAAGAGAAAUGUGGGAAAUCCUCUGAACUUAGUGAAAGAACUCACUCUGGAGAGAAGACAGUUGUUGGUCAGAAAAGUGUGAAAGCCUCCACCACCCCCAGUGGUUUUGAAUUCCAUGAAAGAAUUUACACUGAGAAAAAAAUAUGUAAAUAAGCAAAAUGAAAAAACUUUCAAUACUCAAAGUUGUAAAAUUCUUGAAAAUAUUCACAUGGAGUAGAAACACUAUGCAUGUAAGCAAUGUGGAAAAAUGUUCACUACAAAGACUUAUUCUAACAUACAUAAAAAAUUCACACAGGUUCUGACAUCAGUAAGCAUAGUGUAAAAAAAAAUUCACACAGGGGAGAAACCUUAGAUGUGCCAGUUCUGUGGGCAGGCAUUCACUACAUGCAAUCAAUGUCAAAUACAUGAAAAAACUCACUGUGGGGAAAAACCCUAUGCAUGUAAGCAAUAUGGAAAAGCAUUCCCUACAAAGAAAUACUAUAAAGUACAUGACUGAAGUCACACUGGGGUGAAACCAUAUGUGUGCAAGCAGUGUGGAAAGGCAGUCAUUACACAUGUAUCUUGUCAAAGACAAAAGGACUCACACUGGGGAGAAACCUUAUGUGUGCAAGUUUUAUGGGAAGGCAUUCACUACAAAGUUAUUCUUUGAGCAUACAUGAAAGAACUCAUGGGAAAAACCUCAUGUGUGCAAGCAAUGUGGAAAGAUUCACUAAAAGAUAUUGUAGCAUGCAUGAAAAGGCUAACACAGGAGAAACUUUAUGUGUGCAAGCAAUGUAGAAAAACAUUAGAAAUACUAUGAAAGACAUGAACAAAAUCACACUGGGGAGAAAUCACGAGUAUACAAGCAGUGUGAAAAGGUACUCAUUACACACCAAUAUUGUCAACUACUGGAAACAACCCACACUGAAAAGCAACCUUAUGUGUAUAAGCAAUGUGGCAAAGCAUUCCUUACAAAGAAUCAUUUUAAACAACAUGAAAGAACUCACAGGAGAGAAAUCUUAUUAUGUUCAAGCAAUGUGGGAAAGCACACACCACACACCAAAUAUUGCAAAGUAUAUGAAAACUCACAAAAACAAGAAAAUAUAUACAUGUGAGUCGUGGAAAGAUUUACUAGUAAGUCUUCAUUUAUAUACAUGGAUCUCACACUGAGGAGGAACCCUAUGUGUAUCAACAAUGUGGGGGAAGUAGUCUGUGAAUCCAUUUAUUAAACUGAAAGAAGUCACUGAAGAGCUGGGGAUUUAGCUCAGUGGCAUAAGCACCUGCCUGGCAAGCAUGAGAUCAUGAGUUUGAUCCCUGGUACCAAUACUCUCCAGUGACUGGAGAGUGACUAUAUAUAACCCUAUUUUGAAAAAACAUUCAAAAUUCCUCAGGUAUUGGAGAUGUGCACACCUAUAAAUGAAAAUUUCGUAUCAAUAUUACAAAUUUUCCAGAAAAUAUAAUUCCAGAUUGAGAUCUCUGAGAAUGUUUUCUUUGUUGUUUUGUUUUGUUUUGUUUUUUUGCUGGUUUCUGUGAAGAGACAGAUCCCAACAAUGAGUUGUGGUGGAUAAAAAGAAAGCAAGAGAGACAAAGGGAUCUGGGGGCCACAGCCUCUAGGAAUGAAGCCCCAAUUACAGCUCUCUUUGUUUUUUUAUUAGAGUCUUUUUCACAAAAAGCAGAAGCAGGGGUAAGGUACAGAUAAGUAAAAACUUAGUUUUUUAACUAUCCCAGGAACAAUGUUUGCCAUUCUUUUGGACACAUCUUAGUAGCACAUCUCAUGCUGUCCCAGCAUGAGACUCAAGACCUUAAAUACCUUAACCAACGCAUUUGUACGACUUCCUCCAGAACAAUCCUAUGGCCUACUACACCACAUAAACACUGGUUAUCUCAGGUUAAACUAGUUAAGUUAACCUAUGAUCCACAGUUUUUCAGUAAAUAACUUGAAAGUAACUGAACUAUGUAUAUGCAGCCUGACAUAGUAUAUUUUUGUGUAAGUCGUAGUUUUUGAACUUAAUAUAUAAUGUCUUCUAAUAAAACAUGGUGAAUUGAAAUGUAUUUCUCACUUCUGAGUAGGUUUAAUAUCUAUGUAGUUUUGGUUUUAUGUUUUUAGUAUUGGAAAGUAUAUGCUGCUAAAAAUAAAAUUGUAUUAAUAGUUUUUUAA